Molecule: messenger RNA, 384 nt
Organism: Talaromyces amestolkiae
Lineage: Eukaryota; Fungi; Ascomycota; Eurotiomycetes; Eurotiales; Trichocomaceae
Exons: 1
Coding region: 1-384 (127 amino acids)
Source: RefSeq, a predicted model, not a curated record
AUGUCGGACUCUCCGGUCAAAGUUGAUGUCUCUGGCAUCGGGAAGGUGCAUCUACUUCGUGCACUUUGGGCUAACUCCGAAGUCUCAGCAUGGUGCCAAAUCCACGACGUCUACGAAGACUUUGACGAGCGGGCUGCAAAGAAGGCAUUUGCUGAGUCUGACGGUUCUUUUGGCUAUUUCUGCAGCCGUGUCAUCAAGUGUAACUUAAAGGGAGAUUCGGUGGAUCCCUGGGGAUAUGAUCGGGACAAUGGAAAGGGUGCGUUCCAAAAGGUUGUGAACGAGAUUCGCGAGUCCUGCCGCAUUCCGCCAGUGAAGCCAGAGUCUGCUGAGGGUGCUGCUGAAGGUGCCACUGAUGAGGCUGCUACCGAUGCUUCAUCAAAGUGA